AUGCCGACGCCUGCGCCGACGUUGAUGCCAAGUCCCGCACCGGUGGUUUCCGACAGCAAUGGCAACGUGUACCCAAUCGACCCCAGCGGCAAGGUCGCGUGCGCAGUGCUCAACAUGAACCACUUGGUCGAAGAGUACGUCGACAAGACCGAGUGCUACAGCGUUGCAGAGCGCCGCGCCCGCAUCCGAAUGCUGCUACUCGAGGCUGCUCGGGCGCUCGAGUACCAAAAGAUCGAGUACUGGCUCGACAGCAGCUCUCUCGCCGGCGCUGUUCGCGAGCGCGAUGUAAGCCCAGACGACGUCGACGCCGCCAUUGGUCUCACGCAAGCGUCCAUGGACCAGCUGCGUCAUUCACGCUUGAUCACAUUGCACCCGCGCUACGCACUCUUCCUCAAGGACAGCCCCCACUACCGUGACGGGCCAUUCCCGUACCCGUCGGGCCGCUUUGUCGACACGCAAACAGGGUUGUACACGAACAUUUUCGAGUUUUUCCCGUCGCGGCAACCGGCCAGCGCCCCGAUCUCGAUCGCGACCGGCACUCUCGGCGCCGAGCUAAUGCCCCUGACCAAAGGAAAUGUGACCGAGAUGCUUGGGCCCGUGGUGUCGCCGCGCACAUCGGCGUGCAAGUACUGCGCCGACGGUGGCCACUUUAACGUGCUGACCGACUGGGUCUUUCCGCUGCAGCCGUGUUCCAUUGACGGCACUGACGUGGUUUGCCCCGCGCGCUCGGAUAAGUACCUUACCCUUAUGUACGGCGACAUGUACAUGGACGAAUAG
Molecule: messenger RNA, 777 nt
Organism: Saprolegnia parasitica CBS 223.65
Lineage: Eukaryota; Oomycota; Saprolegniomycetes; Saprolegniales; Saprolegniaceae
Exons: 1
Coding region: 1-777 (258 amino acids)
Source: RefSeq, a predicted model, not a curated record